Molecule: messenger RNA, 336 nt
Organism: Strongylus vulgaris
Lineage: Eukaryota; Metazoa; Nematoda; Chromadorea; Rhabditida; Strongylidae
Source: the annotation of a GenBank genome assembly
AUGAGUUUUAGGGAACUUGGCUCAAAGUAUAACAAGACGCCAGCUCAAAUAUGUCUCAGAUGGUCGCUUGAGCAUGGUGUUCCUAUCAUCCCGAAAAGCAAAGAGAAACAUCGAAUCGCCGAAAAUAGGAAUGUCUUUGACUUUUCUUUGAAUGCUGACGACAUGAAAGUGUUAGCAACUCUGCAAGAAUGUCCAAAGAAGCUCGUUCGUUUCGAAGACUUACCGAACAAAUUCGAUCUACCCGAUGGUUACAAACUAAAUGGACGAGUGUUCGGUGUUCCGGAUGAGUUGAUUUCCACGGAGAAUAAGGCGGUUGCUAAUGGUUCCUCUCGCUAA